GGAAGGGGAGGCUGAGCGGUAGAGAGGAAGAAGAAGAGGCUCGCGGGCUCAAAACUGGAUAUUUCUACGUGCCAUGCAUGCUCGCUGGUCCAAUGAGUAAACUCUCUGCUACGCGAAGGCACCCGGCGAGGUGAGCGGCGCUUCAGCGAGACGGACUCAACGGUGAUGCUGCCGAGCGGCCGUCCCCUCUGUCUGCGGCCCGCGUUCUCCCGUGAGGCCCAUGUGACCUAGCCUGGGCCCCCCGGGGGUGCCCGCUGCGUGAUCCACCCAUGAAUCCCAGCCACGACCGCGGCAAAGAGUGCCUCCCUCCCAAGAAGAGGGAGUCUCGGCAAGGAUCGGCGGAGCGCCGCGUCCCUCUGGACGAGUUCAAACCCCCGGUGCCGCUCCGGAGUCGGUCCUGCGGAGGAGGAGGAGGAGAAGGAGGAGGAGGGGACGGAGGCAGGGAGGCCGGUGAACGGGCUCUGCUUCACCCAAACCCCCAUCUCCUCCAUACUCCUCCACCCCUUCCGGCUCCAGGCCUCCCCCUGCCCCUGCCAUGGCACGUCAGCUAUUCUCCCUCCGUCUCCCUCCCCCUUUUCCCGGGGCAGGUCGCCGAGCGGAGGGUCUCCGGGUCUCCCGCCGCCUGGAGAGACGAUCCCCUCCCCUCGCCCCUGCCCCACCACUCCAGGUGGCUCCGAGGGGAAGGGCCCCUCUCCUUGCCACCUUCCUCCUCCUGCGCCCCGUCCUCCUCCUUCAAGACUCCCUUCCCGGCCGAUUCCCGAGAGAUAUGGUCCUACAUUAACAGCGGCCGGCGGGACAACAGCUCCUCCCUCUUCUCCCCGUCGUACUUGUUCGGCCACCACUCCCUCUACGCUCAAGAUCCGAGCUUUGCCGAAGCACACAGACACAGAUACCUGGGCAAGAGGCCCAACGGCCUGGAGGGGCCCGGCAGCAGGACUGCCUCCGCCUCCAGGCCCCUGCUCACAGGAGAAUAUGGGAACGACAGGACCAGGCUGGACAUCGGUCCACACAGCUCCCACACCAACGGUGGGCGGAGGCAGCAGGACGAUCUAAUAUCCCGCGUCCACGCCGGAGGGCCAUUUUUGCCAGACUCUCAAGCUCAGGAAGGCCCCGAGCCACAUUCCUCACUGCAGGACAGACAUUUGCAUGGGAUAGUUAAGGCCAGUCCCCAUCCUCUGGGACCGGUCCCCAGGGCAGGCCGAGGGGGACUGUUGGACCCCCUCGGCGUCACACCAGCCGAAGCCCAGAUCUACUACACCUUGGGAUCGGUGUGCCAACCGUGCCCUCAGGUCCAGGCCUACCCGCUCUACAGCCCCUCAGGAACCGCUCUGUACAACCUGCACAGGGAGCCCGGACCCAGGCAGCACACUCUGAGGAACUUGCCGCACUCCCCCCUGGGUCUAGCCAACAGCCACGACAGGUCGCAAAGAGACCGGGACCGAGACCACGAGAGAGACAGAGAGAAACUCAGGGGGAAAGACAAAGAGAAGCCCCCGCAACAGGACAAAGACCCAGUGAGGGACGGCGAGCGCGAGAGACGACGGGAGAGAGACGGAGACGGAGGGAGGGAGCCGUCGCCGCCUCGUCUUCACGCCUCGCCGCCGGGCCUUCAGCCGCCUCCCCCCGAGCUCCUACCUCACUUCAGCAAGGGUUCUCUGAUCGAGUUGGCCAGCGGUCGGUUGAAGCGGGUGGAGGAGCUGCGGACCGAGGACUUCCUGAGGAGCGCCGACACCUCCCCGGAGUUCCACCUCAGCACCUGCACCGUGCUGCUGAUUUCCCCCGGCGGCGCGCAAGGCUUCAGCCACCUGCAGGUCCACCUCAAGGACCGCAACACUCAGGAGCUCCUGAAGGUCUUGGUGGAGUACCCGUUCUUCGUGCAGGACCGAGGCUGGUCUUCUUGCUGCCCCCAGAGAACCACGCAGCUGUACGGCCUGCAAUGCCGCCAGCUCAUGGAGGGGGACGUCUGCCUGGCUCUCACCCCCGCCCCCACCCCCACCCCCGCCCAAACCCACCGGACACAAACGCGCGUCGGCCCCAGGGCCCAACGCACGCAACUCCUCCCCUCGCGGGCUGCGGGAGAGACCGGCAACUCGCACAGGGAGGAGAUGCCGCCUCCUCCUCCUCCGCCCCCUCUUCCUCACCACCCACCUCCUGCCGCGCCGGCCCCUCCUCCUCUUCCUCCUCCUCCUCCUCCUCCUCCGCGUGCUCCGGCCGUCAAGCCUCCCGCCCCGGAGGAGCGGCCGCGUCCACGCAAACGGCGCUGGUCUGCCCCGGAUACCCUCCCCUCAACUGGAACUGAUGACAGCCUCCGGGAUUUACCUCACGGCUGCAAGCUAAUGAAGUGGCAGUAGAAAUCUUUUGCAAAUGCAUACGUGUACAUGCAUAUUUACACACACACACACACACACACACACACACACACACACCCUCCUUGUCUCUGAUGCACCCACCAAGACAAACAAUGGAGAGACCUCAAGGUAGGGUUGCAGGGAAGGAUUUUUUUUUUAAACAAUAGAAAAACGCAAUUUACGGGUGUCCGCAAAAUAUGAUUCUAGUCUGGCCCUAGUUGUAUCCUCCUUUCCUUUCCUUCCUUCUCCUUUCCUUCCCUCAACCUUACUCAGAACAGCCCUGCGAGGAGCAGCCGCUGAAGGACCUCCGGACGGCUCCUCACAGACACACUGAAGACGUUUAGUGAGACAAUCAAGCACCUGUCUGUGGUCACUCUGGGUUUUUUGUAACGUCGUCCCGCCCACUGACUGACGGUGUUUUCUGCAGGGUAUCGAAUUUCAAUCAGUGUUAUGAAAGUAAACGCUGUUGAAGAAGUGCAGAUAUAUAUGAACAAAAGUCAACUAUAUAUAUAUAUUACAUUACAGAUGUUAUCUACAGUAAAUAUGCUAAACAGAUCUAAUGCAAUCUCUCUGUCGAUUCUUUCGCAAAUGCAUUUCUUUCUCUUUUUUUUAUUGGAUUUUUCUCUUGCUUCUGAGCCCAAGGUGAAUGUAUGAGCAACUCGUCGCCUUUUAAACAAGCGGAUCGUUGGUCAAGGCAUUACCCUCCAAUGUGUUCUUAACAUUAUCUCGGAGAAAAGUGAGAACACUAAUGAAAACUGAGCCGCGGCGCCUCGACACUUGCGGCGUUUUCUCCAUUAAAAACUGAAUGAUGGAAAGAGUGGAAAAAAAAGAAGAAAAAGUGCAGCACGGCUGAGGAGUGAUGGUGCUAAUGACACGUUGGAACAUGAUGCUUUGUGAAUACUCUUGACUUGACCCCCCCCCCCCCCCCUCGUGUACCGCACGCUUCUGUUCCCAUAUCGUUUAUUUUUACGUACUGUAUUUGUUUUGAAGGUGGGAAAAAUGAUGAAAGUAUUUUAAACUCAGAUACGGGUAUCUCCUCUGAUUCAGCACACAAUCUCACUUUAGUUCUAUGUGUUUAUUUUGUUGUAUUUUAUUUUCAAAAAGACAUGUACCUUUUACCUGUUGAUUUUUUUUCUUUCUUUUUUUUAAAAUGUUAUAGCUAAAAAAAAAUUAUAUUUUUAAAAAAUUGUGAAUCUGUUGAUGUUCGCUAGAAUUAAAAAGGAAAAAAAGCUUUAUAGAUUUAA
Pseudoliparis swirei is the source of this 3592-nucleotide messenger RNA. RefSeq names its product ataxin-1-like. The record is from RefSeq and is a predicted model, not a curated record. Gene Ontology annotation, molecular function: RNA binding; protein binding. Gene Ontology annotation, cellular component: nucleus. Lineage: Eukaryota; Metazoa; Chordata; Actinopteri; Perciformes; Liparidae. Bases 270 to 2351 code for a protein of 693 amino acids. Gene Ontology annotation, biological process: nervous system development; negative regulation of transcription by RNA polymerase II. The transcript has 3 exons.